This is a messenger RNA of Anopheles stephensi (Asian malaria mosquito), 4074 nucleotides long. It is a transcript of the gene Nup54, whose product is annotated as probable nucleoporin Nup54. The record is from RefSeq and is a predicted model, not a curated record. Gene Ontology annotation, molecular function: structural constituent of nuclear pore. Gene Ontology annotation, cellular component: nuclear pore; nuclear pore central transport channel. Gene Ontology annotation, biological process: nuclear pore organization; NLS-bearing protein import into nucleus; protein localization to nuclear inner membrane. Bases 1991 to 3955 code for a protein of 654 amino acids. The transcript is spliced from 4 exons. Lineage: Eukaryota; Metazoa; Arthropoda; Insecta; Diptera; Culicidae.
CCGGUAACGCCUCAGUAACUGUAAACACAAGCACAACGAAAACGCGGCGCGGGAUCAUUUUGUGCUGCUUUUGUUGUUAAUUAAAUUAAACACACCGGAUCGAACGGUGCCGGUGUAGUUAGUGAUUGUGCAAAAUCGAUAAAUUGUUCGCUCUCCGUUACUAGUGCGUAUUCGCUUCAGUCAUGUCGUUCAAUUUUGGAAACACAUCAGCGCUCGGCUCAACGAGCACACCGACCAAGCGUAAGUGUAUGGGAGCGGCAAGCACCACCGGACUGUGGGGUGUCUUCUUUCGCAGGUUAUGUGAAGGUCCAUUGUUUACACAAGCGAGGGAACGCAAAACAAAACUGCGGAAAAUAUCACUAAUUUAUUGCAUUCGUGUAGAUAGUAUAUGUUGUCGCUUAACUCUACGAAACCAAGUCAAAAAUUUAACAAAAAUACAAUCAUUUGUAAGCACCGCAUUCCGGCACUUCACCGGAGUAACGUUUGCCCGGGAUUGUCCUCGGCGAUGGCUGGACAAGCAGCAGCUUCACGUUCUUUAGAAAUGUUUCUCGAAUACCGACGGGUGGAUCUGUGAGUGCUGCUUCUUCGCCUCGUCGUUUCGAUCGGUGCCUGUGGGCCAUCGAUGUUCUGAAAUCCUUUCCUGUGGGUUCGAGGAGAAUAUUUUGCACAUGUACCCGAAAAUGCCAAGCACCACUAUGAUGAAGACGGACGUAAUUGUGACGGUGAUGUAGAUGUAGAACAUCUGUAUUUUAUCCGACAGCAUGUCUGAUCCGGAGCUCGAUUUGCUUUGCCACAUAUCCGGCACUGGAAAACAAACAAACGGAACACAAUGAAUCCUUUAGGAAAGCUCCUUCACCAAAACACCCAGGAGCAGUACCUAUAUAGUUGCCAUUCUCAUCACUAACUCCCGAUUCCGGCAGCGAAGCCAUCGUGGUCGUGCUGGUAGUGGUGGUUGUAGUCGUCGUGCUUGGCUGAUAGUACAACGCUGGCGAGCGGGUCGGCGGUCCGGGGAAAAUUAUUUGGCCUUUAUCGCUGAGAAAUCGGUGGCCAGAUUUGAUGUACAUGGUAAUGGGUCGCUUAACGGUUCACUUCGCUUUGCACUGCAGCACUCAGUAGAAACACUCUGUCACGGACGCUUCCUCCGCACCAAAGUUGCAUUCCAUUACACGUUGGCAAAUUUUAAAUUACUUAUUCUAUCGAUGCAAUACGAGGGAAAUCCUAAAUAACACAAAAUGUCACGCCAUUAAGCACUCUCUCUCUUCUUGGAAGAGACGCAACACAUCCUCACUUGCGUAGAGCAACGAGCCAGUGACACUUAUUGGAAAGCACCAAUGUUUCCGCUUCCGAACACUAUCACCAACUGAAUCCACCCGCGAUGGGCCACCACAUUCGGUUGUACAAACCAUCCGUCAGGAAGGUUGUCCUUGCAUCCACCCCCCAGAACUCGGCGGGAAACAAAAACAAUGUCCUCCCUGUCUCGCAUUUUCUUUGUGCGCUAUGCGAUACUACCCGCUACAGGCUAACUGACACGGGGGGCCACCUGACCAGGGAUGCUUAUGUCGUGCUCGAUAAACGACGAAGCGCAAUCCAAUUAGCAGUGCUUGUAAAGUUGACCGAUUUACUACCAUCAAAUAGGUCGAAACAAUCUGGCUAGAACAUUCUGCCUGUCUGCACCAGCAAAGGCAGGCCAGUAAUGAAGCAAAUUGGAACGGUUUAGUAGGCUAAUACCAUCCGGUGGUCUGAUUCCACUUACAAAGUUCCAAGAACGGCAACGGACCGGGGCAUAGUUGUGGAAAAUAUUGAUUUAGAAUAUUGUUUUGCUAGGGUUAUCUUGUCGAUAAUUUUGUCCAAAAUCGCAAGAUGGGUAAGAAUGGUGGCAUGACAAUCUGACCUGACCCACACAAAUCAAGUCAAAGGGUUGCACAUGCCGGAAACGCAUGCCUAGGAUCGCGUGGACAUACCGCUAGGGACCUAUCGGCUGAUUUUGGCCAUGCCGUUCCACCGGGUGUUCACGUGUUCCACAUGGAGCAAAUCUAGGCACGAGAACUACCACAAGGAACCAACCGGCAGAAAGCAGGUAAAUAAUCCUAUUAACAGUCGCUUGAUUGGCAUUUUCUUUCCCGUCUUCUCAACAGCGGCUUUUGGCAAUUUCUCAUUCGGUGGACAAACCUCCACGCCCGCAUUCGGUGCCACUGCAACGGCUGGUGCAGCACCGGCGUUCGGGCAAGCAACGGCCACGUCGGCAUUCGGUGCAACGGCAACGCCAGCGUUCGGAGCACCGGCAGCCACACCGGCCACCGGUACGGGUGCAUUCGGAACGCUAGGGUUCGGUGCUUCCACCGGCGGAACUACCGCGUUCGGUGCCGCCCCAACCAGUUCCGCACCUUCGUUCGGGUUCGGCACAAACACAGCCCCAGCAGCAACACCCGCAUUCGGUGGUUUCGGUACCGCCACGUCAACCGCGGCGACUGGUUUCGGUGCAUUUGGUGCCACCACUGCCACCAGCACCAGUGCUCCAGCGUUCGGUGGCUUCGGUACAGCCGCGCAACCAUUCGGAUCUUCGAUUGCGACCACUUCCGCACCAUCGUUCUUCGGUGGCCUUGGAUCGACCCAACCCCAAGCAAGCACCGGGUUCGGUGGAUUCGGUACCGGGAGUACCUUUGGUGGCACAACCUUCGGGCAACCGGGAGCCACUGCCGGGGGCUUAAACUUUGGACAAUCGGCCUUUGGUCAGCAGCAGCAGCAGCAGCAGCAGCAGCAACAACAGCAGCUCGCUCCGGCUCUUUCACCCGAGGAAGCUUUCGUGCAGUCCGUGUUCAAUGUGUCCAUCUUUGGCGAUGAGCGGGACACGGUCAUUUCGAAGUGGAACUACCUGCAGGCUAUGCUCGGGACGGGCAAAUCGUUCUACUCGCACAACGCACCACCGGUGGAGAUUACGCCGUCGAACUUUCUGUGCCGCUUCAAGACGAUGGGCUACAGCAAGCUGCCCGGGAAGGACAACAAAACGGGGCUGGUGGGACUGACGGUGAACAAAACGGUGGCACAAAUAAAAGAACAGCAGCAGCAGUUCAUCAACAGCAUGAAUCAAAUCUUCGGUAACAAACCAAACAUUACGAUCGUGGUGGAAAACGUGAAGUCAAUCAACGACGCGAAGGUGCAGGUCAUUAUCUACAUCGAGGAAAAGUCCACCAUCUCGAACGAGAUCAAGCGCGUGCUGGCGACGGAGGUGGCGGGCUAUCUGAACCAACCGAUGCCCAAGCAACAGCUGUCCCAGCUUGGCAUCGAAUCGGUCGUUGCGUUGGUGCUGCCGGAGGAAGAUCAGCUUAAGGAGUAUCUCGACAACCCACCGAAAGGCAUCGAUCCGCGCAUGUGGGAACAGGCGAAGAUGGAUAAUCCCGACCCGAAGCGAUUCAUUCCCGUGCCGAUGAUUGGUUUUCAGGAUUUGAAAUGGCGCAUCAAGUGUCAGGAAAAUGAGACCGAAAUCCACGCCUCCUACCUAGCGAAAGUGGAGAAGGAAAUUGCCGAGCUGAAGCAGCGUCACAUGAACACGACCGCCAAGAUUGCCGAACAUCGGCGCAACUUUGCCGAGCUGAGCCACCGCAUACUGCGCGUCAUCGUGAAGCAGGAAAGCACGCGCAAGCUCGGACUGGCCCUAUCGCCCGAAGAGGAAACGAUCCGGACGAAGCUGGAAAAUAUGCACGCACUCGUAUCCACUCCGACACAGUUCCGUGGGCGGUUGAGCGAACUGCUGUCCCAGAUGCGUAUGCAGCGAAACCAGUGGGCCCACGGGAACUUCCUGAACGAGUACACGCUGGAUAAGGAUGCCACGCAGGAGAUGCAAUCGUUCCUGACGAUGCAACAGAAGGCGGUCUCGUUUUUGAUCGACACGAUACAUAAGGACAUGAAAACGCUGAAAAUUAUUAGCGAGGGCAUGACGCAGCUGGUGCAGGGUUAGAGGGGAGGGCGAGUAGGCCCAACAGGAUCGUGUGACAUUUUACGAGAAAGAAACUCCUUCCAUUCGAUUUGGAUAUUGGUUUAUUGCGAUAAUAAAACGUUGCUAACAUUUAAAUUGUA